This is a messenger RNA of Psylliodes chrysocephalus, 627 nucleotides long. The record is from the annotation of a GenBank genome assembly. NCBI's taxonomy places the organism in Eukaryota, Metazoa, Arthropoda, Insecta, Coleoptera, Chrysomelidae.
AUGGGAUCUACAUAUAAUUUAAAAGAAAAUGACGCCUUCAGUAGCUAUGAAGAGUUAAACAAAGCGAUAACACUAUAUGAAAAACAGAAUAGGGUACAAUUUUGGAAACGAGAUUGCAAAACUUCGGACAAUGCUAAAAAUCACUGCCCAAAGUUAUACAGCAAAGCUAAGGCUGCAUUAAAAUAUUAUAUUAUAAAAUACUGUUGCAUUCAUGGAGGACAAUCAUUUCGACCAAAACAACCGUUGUCUGUUACUAAACGACGUCUACGUCACAGCACUUUUAAGCAAGGUUGUCUAGCACAAAUAAACAUUGCUCUAUCUGAAGAUGGACAAUCAUUAGUUAUCAAAAGUAUGAUCACUGAUCACAACCAUGAUAUUCCAACAAUACCAGACGUCUCCACUGGUUUCCUUAAAAUAGGACAAAAACUAAUGGACCAACUGACCGAAAACUGGCCUAGGGUUAGUGAGAAUAUCACUAUUUAUGUUGAUGGCAGACAUUUUUCAUGCGUUGAGAGAUCUCCAUUGACUAAAUCUGACUGUUCGGUGGCCAAACAAAAGUUAUCAGCCUCAAAACUCUCCGACAAAAAUGCCGAAAACAUAAAUAAGCAUUCUGGAGCUCGACUCUGA